AUGACCCGUCGGAUCCAGCGAGUGGCCGUGAUCGGUGCCGGAAUUAGUGGCGUCGUGUCUGCAGCCCACCUUAUGGCGCAUGGGAUCGAUGUGACUGUUUUCGAGCGGAAUCAUGCAGCAGGCGGCGUUUGGCUCCACGAUGAAAGAAAGCCACUUGAACCAAAUUACCCCUCGAUAAACCCCUCUGUGUCAGAGAAGCAUCGGGAGGAUGCCCAACAAGAGGACUCAUUGUUGUUGGAGCACGCUCCACCUGGGCCGUGCUAUGAUGGACUUAAGAACAACGUGGCCACGUCGCUGAUGAGGGUCAAGCUCAACGCCUGGCCAGAAGGAACCCCGGAGUUUGUCAGUCACACCGUGAUGAAAGAGUACAUCCAGGAUACUUCGAAGAAAGCUGGGGCCGACAGUGUUACAUUGUAUGGAGCUCGUGUGAACAGGCUACGCAAGGAUGAGCAAAAAUGGCAUGUUACCUGGUCAACGUUGACAGAAAACGAUCAACCAGGAAGACUCGAGGGCCGGGAGGAGAGCGCCAUAUUCGAUGCGGUCAUAGUUGCUUCUGGUCACUAUCAUGCGCCCCGUGUCCCAGAUGUACCUGGCCUGUCAAAAGCGAAAACACAAUGGCCGUCGCGUAUAAUCCACUCAAAGGGAUACAGAAAACCGGAUACCUAUGCGGGAAAGAAUGUCCUACUCAUCGGGGGUGGAGUCUCGUCAACAGACCUUGCACGAGAAAUUGGACCUCUGGCCAAGAACGUUUACCAAAGCACACGUAACGGUGAAUUCGAUAUUUCUUCCAGCAUUCUUCCCGACAAUGGUGUCAGAGUCAGCGAAAUUGAACGCUUUGAGAUCGAGUCACCGACAGUUGCUGAUAACGAGCCUCUGCCCAUGGUCAUCCACUUGAGAUCAGGACAGAAACUAUGCGGAAUCGAUGCAGUCAUAAUCUGCACUGGAUAUCAUAUUACGCUGCCUUUUCUCUCGGAGUACCACGAUGAUACGACACCGGCAGAAAAAGCCAACGAGACGAUCCUAGUGACGGAUGGAACGCAGGUGCACAACCUGCACAAAGACAUCUUCUAUAUUCCGGACCCGACGCUUGCAUUCGUGGGAGUCCCAUACUACACGGCCACUUUUACACUCUUCGAAUUCCAGGCUAUAGUUGUAGCGAAUGUGUUUGCUGAGAUCGCGGAGUUGCCCUCGAAAAGCGAUAUGAGAGAUGAAUACAAUAGGAAGAUCAAGGAGAAGGGCAGCGGGAAGCGGUUUCACUCACUCAAGGAUGUAGAGGAGUUCUAUGUCCUGGAUUUGCUGGAGUGGAUCAACGCCUUCAGGGAAAAGCACGGACUCCCUGUGAUCGAAGGGCAUUCGGAUCACUGGCAUGUGGUCAAAGCGGCGCAGAGGGAGCGAGUCCAGCUGCUGCUGGGGGCUGGUCGGAGGCGCGACAGCGGCAUCGGGGAACUGCCAGCCUUGGAGACCGCGGUCAUGGCCCCAUCACCAGCCACCGUUGAUGACAGAGCAGUCGACUCCUCAAGUGUCGUUCAGAAAAACCCGAAGCGAAAAUGGGUUAGCUACCUCUGGGAUACGUUUGACAAAUCGCCCGAGGAGCGCAGACUGCUGUUCAAGCUGGAUACGGCAAUUCUGACGUUUGCAUCGCUCGGUUACUUCAUCAAGUAUCUUGACCAAGUCAAUAUUAACAAUGCCUUUGUUUCCGGAAUGAAAGAGGACUUGGGCUUAUAUGGCAACCAGCUCAACUACAUGCAAGCUUGCUGGACAGUCGGCUAUGUCAUCGGUGAAAUCCCAAGUAAUAUGCUUCUGACGCGCAUACGGCCCAGAUACUGGAUUCCAGCCAUGGAGUUACUAUGGACGGUACUCACUUUCAUCCUGUCGCGAUCAACCAAUGCUACUCAUUUCUAUGUCCUUCGCUUUUUCAUUGGACUGGCCGAGAGUAGUUUCUAUCCCGGAAUGCAAUACAUCAUUGGAUCGUGGUACCGGAAGGACGAACUUGCAAAGCGCUCAUGUAUAUUCCACACCAGUAGUGGCAUUGCGAGUAUGUUCUCUGGGUAUCUGAUGGCUGGUGUGUAUAAUCUUGGAGGACGUGGAGGGCUCAAGGGUUGGCAAUGGCUCUUCAUGAUCGAUGGAAUCAUUUCGAUCCCUGUGGCAAUCAGCGGGUUCUUCAUUUUGCCUGAUGUUCCCGAAAUCUCGAAUCCGUUUUAUCUUAGCGAGGAGGAAGUGAAACUGGCGCAGAAACGGAUGCAAUUCGAAGGACGCAAGAAUAGAGAGCCUUAUACUAAAGCCAAACUGAAGAAGAUCUUCUCAUCGUGGCGUAUCUACUUGCUUACGAUUGUGUAUAUUGCAUUCAACAACGGAGCAGCUGGCAGUCAGCCUGUGUUCCAGCAGUACCUGAAAGACUCGACGAAUCCGAAAUAUACCGUUGACCAGAUCAACGCUUAUCCAACAACUACAAAUGCAGUCCAGGUCGUCACGACGCUCGUCUACGCAUGGACUUCCGACACAAUCCUCAAAGGAAGACGAUGGCCUUGCAUCAUUAUCGGCGCCUGCAUAAACAUCAUCUGCUACGUCUCUCUCGCCAUAUGGGACAUUCCAACAGGAUGGAAAUGGACCUGCUAUAUCCUCUCCGGUGCCGGGUUCGGCCUGAGCGGUCUCUGCAUGGCAUGGGCCCAUGAGAUCUGUACCGAAGACAACGAAGAACGCGCCCUUGUUGUUGGUAGCAUGAACGAAAUGGCCUACGUUUUCCAAGCCUGGCUCCCGCUGGUUGUCUGGCAGCAAGUCGACGGACCCCAGUACCGAAAGGGUUUCAUCACCGUGACAAUCAUGUCCGUGAUCUUGAUUAUCUCGACGAUGGCUACGAGGAGCAUGCAACACAGAGAUGAUGGGAGGAAGUAA
Aspergillus sclerotioniger CBS 115572 is the source of this 2892-nucleotide messenger RNA. RefSeq names its product putative FAD dependent oxidoreductase. Lineage: Eukaryota; Fungi; Ascomycota; Eurotiomycetes; Eurotiales; Aspergillaceae. The transcript is spliced from 17 exons. Gene Ontology annotation, cellular component: membrane. The record is from RefSeq and is a predicted model, not a curated record. Bases 1 to 2892 code for a protein of 963 amino acids. Gene Ontology annotation, molecular function: NADP binding; flavin adenine dinucleotide binding; transmembrane transporter activity. Gene Ontology annotation, biological process: transmembrane transport.